UCUGCAGGAUGGCUAGCAAGAUGGCAGAGCCACCACAAUCCAAAGGAAAUGGCCUGGACAGUAGCCAGCUUCUACCUCCAAUGCAUACUUCCAGGAGGGGCCUUCAACAAGUCCUGGACCUCUUCCGUAAUGCCACACCCAAUCUCAAAGAGCUCCUACUUCAGGAGGCAGAUAUUAUCUAUGAGUGCAGGGUGUGCAAAGGCCUCUUUCGUGGUCUUGUCAACUUCAUUGAGCAUAAGAGAUCCUACUGCAAGCUGCUCUCUGGAAUAGACCAGCACUGUGCUACAAAGACCUUGGGUCUAAACAUGAGGGACCUCUUUCCCAAUGAAGAUGCUGCUGCUCCUCAGGUUGAACCCCAACCACCAACUGGCUCACCUGUAAAUGAGAGAGGAGUGGCCAAGAGGAACGUGGUGGCACCAAUUAUAAAUGAUCAGUCUUCUGAGGUGGGCAACACCAAUGCUUACUUGAUACUUCGACCUAUCCCAAAUACAACUGAAGCCAUUGAACAGCAGGUGGUGAGGUCUGAUCACAUUAUCCAUCAUGAUGAACUGGACAAAAUGAGUGUAUUUGCCCCAAAGCCGGAGGGAGGGGACACAUCAAAGAUAGUUGGUGAGAUAGCCAUUCGUCAGGCAACAAAGAAUGCCAAAACAACCAUUGAGAAACGAGAAACUCUCCAUAGCCUUGUGAAGGGUUUCCGCGGCAAAAAUUCUGCAAGGAGAGAAUUGUUUGAAGGAGUGGAGAGUUCUCAAGAGGCACAGGCUCAUGUUGAGAAGGUGAUUGAUGAAGGAAGGAAGAGUGGAGCUCCAAAGAAAGUUAUUUCCCUGCCUGUCAAGCAGAGCAACCCUCUGCAAGUGCCAAAAGAAAAGAAUCUGCCAGGUACUGUAGCUUGCCAACCAACUGAGUGUACAAUUUGUAAGAAGAAGUGCAAGAAUUGGACAGCAUUGGCUUGGCAUAUGAGGAUCCAUAAAAGACCUAUAUUCAAGUGUUCUCUUUGUCGUUACAGCUCUGUGUCAGUCUACAACUUGCGUAGGCAUAUGCAAACAAUGCAUCAUCUGCCUACUGCUAGGGUUGAUGAACUCCUCAGUUUGAAUGUGGGACAGCAGAAAAUUGCACAUGAGGGCCGUGAGAAGGAGGCAAUGAAGCCAGGCGAGGGUAGCUCUUUGCCAACUUGUGAUAUUUGCUUCAAGACCUUUGCCAAUCGACGAAAUGUGCUACGACACAAGGAAAUCCACCGUCGUGAGCAGCUCAGCUCUGAUCUGAAUCGUGGAAGUGUUCCACAGACACACUCAAGAGAAGAGAUUGCUCGUAAUAAGGUGUUGCAGAUUAUGGAUGAAAAGAAACUGAAGUGCAGACGGUGCCACAAGCAGCUAUCAACCAUGAGGAGGCUGCAACAGCAUUGCUGCAAUCACUUUGGAUUUAAUCGAUAUAGAUGUAUGCUCUGUCCAUAUGAAAAUAAUGACUAUACCCAGAUGAGGAGGCACAUGAUGGGAAAACACGGAAGGCAAUUCCGUACUAUCCAUCAGAUCUCUGAAGCAAUUCGGAAUAUGAAGGUUGGAAUUUGGGUAAACCUUGUUCAGAAUGGAAAUGGCUCCAGUAAUGAUGAAGUCGUAAGCCCCAAUCCCAGGAAAUCUAAAGACUUGAUUGACUCUAAAAUGACUGCUGUAAAACUUAAAGGCAAAUGUGCUAAUGUUAUCACACCAAAGAAAUUGGAGAUAGAGGACACAUCAGAUCUCAAUGGAAAUGAUGUGGAAAUGGAAGAUAGUACAUUGGAAAUAAAAGGUCAACAGGAAACUGGAGCUAAUAAAAAGGAUGAAGAAAAUGAGGAAGAUGAAGCAGAUGAAGAUGAGGAGGAAGAUGAUGAUGAAGAAGAAGAUGAGGAUGAAGACGAGGGAGAAGAAGAAGAAGAAGAAGUGGAGGAGGGUGAGGAGGAGGAGGAGGAGGAAGAGGAGAAGGAGGUUGAUAAUGAGAAAAGAAAGGCAGCAAGUAAUAAAGAGUCAGCUAAAAAUGAAGGACGAUCUGGAAAAUCUCAGUCAAACAAAGAGAACAAAGUUGUUCCCAAAACACCCUCAAAGCAGUCUGCAGUUAACAGUACCACUGCCAAGGAUAUCCUGUGGACUCCUCCAAGUAGCAAUGGAGCCAGAAAAAGUCCUGAACCUACUCCAAGUAGAGAUAUGCCCAUCAGACAAGCAAGGUUGAACCACCAAAGUGUGUCUCCCCGCAAUCAAGCAGAGAAGACCCAAGGAGAGAAGCCGAGUGCUGAAAAGACCCAGCAGGUCAAACGGGACUUGACCAAAACAUCCGGGGAAAAGACAAAAGGAAGCAAAAGCGAGAUGGAUGAGGAGGAUAAGAACGCUCUGGAACUGUUGAUGGACAAGCGGUUAGUGCGAUGCCUCAAUUGCAACAAGCGUUAUCAGUACCUCAGCUCAUUGCAGAGACAUGUCCGCAUUCAUCUCCUUCGCAAUGAGACAGGCAUACCACAGUCUACUGCAACAAAGAACCCUGCAGACACCUCCAAGAAACACAAUGCCAUCGAGUCGCUCAUCAACACCAAUCUCUUAAAGUGCUUGAAGUGUCGUAAGCGCUUUGAAAGCAUGAGUUCCUUGAAACGCCAUGUUGCAAGGCACUUGGGCUACAGUAGCUUCAAGUGCAAAUUCUGUGGAUAUCUGUCACGUAACUACACCUGGUUCAAGCAGCAUCUUAAAAUGAAGCAUGCUGAUCGAAUCACUGAUAUGACUCAGAUGGGUAGUCUCAUAGGUAGUAUGAAGACCAAAAAAUGAAUGUAAUGAAUCUGCGCUUUUCUAUAAGGAACCUAUAACUUUUCAACUACAGUAGGGCUUAGUGGCUCAUAAAAAUUCAGAUUAUCAAGGGUCAUGUACAUGUAGUUCCUAUAAUGACAAAGUUACUUUAAUAGUAAUGGCUAACAUGGACAUUCAUGAUAGCUGGUAUGGUUGGGAUAUCAUUUUGUUGUGAGGGACAUUAGCUUAAUAUCAGAGUACACGUACAGUAUGUGUCCAUGAAAGGAUUGAUUUUUGAUUUGAUAUCCAAAAAACGAUUGAAAAAUUCAUUCAAUGUUUGUACAUGUAUGUUCUUUCUCCAAAUGUCUAUGUGAGAGCUGAUAAUGUUCAUACACAGGAACCAAAUUGAGAUACUACAUGUAGUUAUUGUUUUGGUUUUUACUUAACAGUAGGUAUACAUUUCAGGGCAGAACUAAAGGAUUUCAGUUUGUUUGUGCUGUGGUUUAAUGGGUUAGUCUUUUACACUAAACCGUGAUGAGUACUUACACAUGUAUACAUGCACAUAUGCAAUGCAAUUUAGUGAAACAUCUGACGUAUUGCAUAAGAUCAGUCAUAGGCUCAAGUUUCAUAUUAUUGGUACUGAUAUAUUGUGGUGUGUGUUUUUUUAACACAUUGGUUCUGUGUGGUGCUCUACCAAACCUAUAAAAGCUUUAAUUUCAUGAAAUGAUUUACAUUUCCUAUCAGAGUAAUUAGCCAAAAGAAUUAUGGCAAUGAUUUUCUGAUGAAGUAUAGAAGUUGUUACCCAAGGCAAUAUGCUUUUAAAAGCUGCUGAGCUAACGUAUGAUCUAACCUGUUCAAAACUUGGUAGCACAUGACAGAAAUUUAUGUACCUUUAUUAAAUAUGCUUAUGCCUGUUGUGAUUUUCGUCUAAAUUCUAAACAAGUAUGAACCAGUUCAGAUAAAACAUGAUGCAGCAUAAGCGUGAAAUCUUCACAACGAAAAAUAUUUAUUACAAGUUGAACGAUGUCUGUUGUCACAUCCCAAAACUUUAUUUUUUUUGUGACAAAGAAAAAAUGAAAGUCCUUAAGAUGACAGUUACAGCCGAAGGGAUGACAGCCACAUGUUUUGCUGUGUAUCUGUAGUCUUGUCUUGGUUCAUCUGGUUUUAUUGUUUGGGAGCCACUGCACAAAUAAACACUUGCCUGUACAUAUGAAUCUGUUGCAUGCAGAUCUUUCUGAUAGCUAGUUUUAACAAAUUGGCAUUGACCUUGUCACUUGUAGGUAAUUUGAACUGUUUAUGAGAACUCACUUGACGACAGCAUGGAGGAGGAGGAUUUAUAUCAAACAUAUGAUAAAACUUCUUGUUUUUGAAAUACAUACAAUUCGAGAUGAUACAAAUAUAACUCUUCAAGAGAACAAGACUAUAAUUGAUUUGAUACUACAUGUACAUGUUUGCCCUUAGACACAAGAUGUUAAUCUCAUAGGCCAUAUUUUGUACAUAAAUUUGCAAUUUUCUGCCUCUUAAUAUAUGUUGUUCUUGCCAAGAAUAGAUAUAACCCAUACAAAGUUGCAAGGCAGUCAUGAAGACUUGGUUGACCUCUGUAGUCAAUAUAUGCCACAGACAAACCUUGUUGUCUUCCUUUCAUAAGGUUGUGUGUUAUUGAGCGUGUCGAUUCAACGCGAAUGCACCAACAUGUAUUGCAAUGCCACGAGGUCAAUACUCCAGGUCUGCCAACUGAUCCUAUUUUCCACAUUUCUUUAAUGUGUUUUUCAUAAAAAUAUCCUUUUCUCUGCUUUUCCUCUUUUGUUUUCAUCCCUCAAAAUAAAGCAAUUCGCUCUAUGAGGUUGGCACCCCUGAUAUUGGUUCUGUUUUGACCUCAUUAGUUAUAAAAGAGGGUAAAACCCUGAUACAAAGUUAUAUUUUUUAUACAAAUUUUUUUUUAUAUGUCUUGCAUAGUUCGCUCAUGAUUCAUGACAUUCUGCACAUGUUCCUGUUUUGCAUAAAGAAUAUUAGUUGUUAUUUUAUAAAAAGGCUAUUCUGGGUGAUAGCAGCUGUGAUGGUUCUUUUAUUAUAUCAGUAAUCUCCCUUAGUUUGAAUACAUAACUUGCUUGCUGCUAUGCAAGCAAGCUUUGGUUUUUACAGGUUGUCAAAAUCACUUUAAAAGCCCAGCUCACACUGAGCUAUUACACGUAGCUGUGUAUUAUUGCUUUAGCAUAAUACAGUAACACACAGCAUAAUGCAGCACUUUGCAGCAAAAUAUUUGUUUGCAACUAGGCUUAAAGAUACAAAAUUUGAAUUUGAUUGUAUGAAUAUUAUAUUUUGACAAACCUAUACUUUCCAGUUUGAACAUGAGAACCUUGGCUUACAGCCUGAUACUUAAGAAGAGGCUGCUAGUUAAAGGGACAAACCAAAAAACCUACCUUAGUCUAGACAGGUUUGAUAGAAAAAAAUACACAAGACAAUCUAAUAAUAGACAGAAGAUAUAAUACACUGAUACACUGGCAGGGGGGGCAAUGCCGGCACGUUCCCCCCUUUUGAGAGGCACAAUUAAAAAAAAUGCUUUUAAAUCAGAAGUGUGCCACUUUUUGAAAGUGAAGACGUUUUUUUUUUUUGCUUGUCAAAAUUGUUUGUGGACGAAAUGUCCUUAUUUUUUAUUGUUUUUUUUCUUGGAAAAAUGUGCCCCCCCUUUGGAAAAUCAGUGUAGUGUAUUUUGGGGGACUGCUAGACUUUGUUGGCUUUUCAUAAUUCAUACUAAUCAGAUAUAAAGUAGAUUGAAAAUUACGAGAUUCGAAUACCAAAAAAACUGUCUGAAAGGAAAGCAUCCCAUAUGAUGGUUUCUGUGCAUGGCUGCAAACUGUUUGUGACUACAUGUAUAUGGUAGAAUGUCUCAAUAGAAAUAUUUUCUGUAUGUACAUACAAACUGAACUGUGGAGAAGCAAAGCUCAAAAGAUAUUGAAAUCAUGCAUGUAUUAUGUUGGAUUAUAUGAUUAAAUACAGCACAUGUGUUUUUGUAUAUGUUGUAUAUUUUUCCUUACAUAUUAAAGUGCAAUCUGUUUUUUUUUUUUUUUACACGAUCCUUUUCAGUGUGAAAAGACGAUUAUCAAAGUAUACUUGUUUGUACAAGUUCAUUAUUGUGAUGAUUAUGUUACUUGUUAGGUAAAGAAAAGUUUGAAAUAUGACAUCACUAGGUUUAUUUUUGACAACUCUGAUCACUUAUAUAGGUUAAGUUUAUGCAGCUUGUGAAAAUUGCAAUGUAUCUGAAUCACAUUAUAAUUCUGUAAUCAUGAUUUCUGGAAGCUUUUGUUCAUAUUGUUGGAAAGUAGUAUUUAAAAAUAUAUUGGAGUUGUAUUUGAGAGCACUGGAUGGUAUUACUAAAGAUGUUUUAAGAUGCAUGAAGGAUCCCAUUUCAUAAAGACACCAAUUGCACAAUUUCUAUAACAAGUUCACUUUCAACCAUUCAUGUUGAAUGGUUUCAGUAGCUUGAAACUGUUAUUGAAAAUGUAUGAUUGUAACAGGUUAUAUGAAUUUAGCCUCUGUUCCUGGAUGCUGAAUCAGAUUCACAAUCAUUUUGACUCCUGUUAGAAAAGUUGAAAUCGGGAGAGCAUUUUCACCCACAUUUCUUGUCUGACAAGUUGUCACGUCUGCCAUCUUUCCUUGAUUUAGAUUGGCUGAGAAGACUGUUGCUAUGGUAACUGUCAGAUUUAAAUGGAUAAAGCGGGGGAGCAUUUCGUGAAAGGACUUGUCAGACGUUUUAUCCGUACUAAUGGUGGUUCAUAGCCAAUCAAAAUCAAGGAAAGUUGUCAGAUCAGACAACUUGUCGAGCAAAAAUGUUGAUGAAAUGCUCCCAACUUGUCGCGCGAAAAUGUGGAGCGUUUCAUCACCAUUUUCGCCUGACAAGUUGUCAGAUCUGCCAUCUUUCCUUGAUUUUGAUUGGCUAUAGAGGCACUGUUACUAUAGUAACUGUCGGAUAAAACAGGACUUGUCGGAAAAAAUGUCCGACAAGUCCUUUCAUGAAACGCUCCCCGAUCUGUGCAGAUCCCUAACAAAUAUCUGAAUGAACAUUGAUGAUUUGUCAACUUUUGAUAAAGAUUUAGGAAAAAAGUAAACACCAACCAGGCUGGCUCUUUUUUGCCAUAUGUUGCCAGAUGCUUUUAUACAUUAGAUUAGAAAAAUGUUAGUUUACGGCAAAUUUCAAAAGUGUAGGGGAAAUGGCAAACUGUACAGAAAAUCAAAUGUGUUGAUAAGUUUCAAGAUCAUUUUUCUCAAAGCAGUCAUACUAGUAGUAUGGUGUACAUAAGUUAAGACAAUUGGCUAUCUUGUUUUGUUGCUUUUCCUUUUUUAAUCUAAAUCUGCAUAUCAUGUACAAAACUACUGGUAGGAUUGAUCUCUAGAACAUUUUGAUAAACAGUCUGUUUUGUUUAAUAAGUUUUUGUAGUUGAGAAUAAAGAUGAUUGUUUAACUGAAUAUAUCAUUGAUCAAUAUGAAUGGAUGUUGAUGAAUAAAAAUUCAGUUACUGAGGUAUUUACUUGUGUGUGGAAGAUGUUAGUUCUCUUCACAUGGCGAACCAAAAUUUGAAGUCAUAGCAAACCCUCAAUGGGCUAUCAUUAUGUUUCAUGAAAGUUUAAAGUAAAAAUGCUUUAUUCACAUAAUCUGUUGGCUUUAGAAUUGAAAUUGUGUUGAAUGAAUGCACACAAGUGUAAUUGCUUGUUGUUUGGUUCUUUGUUUUAAAAUCAUUCAAUUUUGGUUCUAAUGACAACCAUAAGACUAGGUUUGUCAAAAAGUGGUUUUAAUUUUUCAGACUACAGGGCUGAAUUGGACUGUAUACAGCAAGUUUGGAAUUGUGUUAGUCUUCUCUAAAGACCCACUUGUUUAUUAAAGCUCAGCAAUUCUUUCCGUAUAGUGUUCAGACAUUGUCAGACAAAUAGUCUUUACUUAUGCUACAAAAUGUGCAUUACCCGCUUCGGUCCUCAACAUUGUCAUGAGUUGCGAGGAAUAUUUGCUUUAUUACUCAAGAAAAUUAUAUGUAUGACAAGUUCAGUUGUACUUAAUUGAUUAGAAUAAAUUAUAAGUAUUCAGAAAUCAGAAUUUGUAUAAUCAAGAAAUCUAUUCUAAAUUCAUCCAUCAAUUGAUAUAUAGAGUUAGUACAUGUUAUUAGGCCCUUUCACAUAUAUCUAGGUGUACACAUACAUUUGAUAACAAGAAUCGUGAAUGUGAAGACAUUCUAAUGAUGUUGAAUUCUCCUUUUUUCUAUAAUUUUACAAGAAAUUUUAGCAAUUGGAAUAUUGGAUACAUGUUAUUCUUCAGAAAGAAAGAAAAAUGGUAAAAUCUAUUAAUUGGAUGGCUAACUAAUGGUAAAAAUGUAGAAAGUGAUAUUCUUUCCUUAAACUCGUUACUCGAUAGAAAAUUUAUAUGAAUUUAUGUGAUAAUACAAUGUUGGUUACCAAAGUUUUUUUUUUUGCUGGUUUAGGUACCUAUUCAUUGAUUUUUCUUUUGAUAUCAGGAAUAUUAGUUGAAUCAUUGUGAAUGCAAAUUCCGAGCAAACUGAGUCAAUAUAAUGAAUAUUCUUUUUAAGUCCUUUGAAGCCAAAGUUUAUUAGAAGGGGUGUUGUAUUGGUUGCAAUGCCAGAGAACUGCAUGUAAAAUAAUGAAUUAGUAUACGUUAAGAAUGUAAUUACAGAGGCUCCAAAUUCAUAUGACAGACAGGUCCACAUACAUGUACAAGGAGCUAGAAACAUGGGCUCACUUUACAGAUCACAUCCCCCAGUAUCAGACCCCUUCCCUAUUUUCAAACAUGCUCAUUGAAAUGUGGAUAUGAGUUACACUAGGCAAACUUUGUAAUGUGUUGUUGUGCAAUGAGGCUCUGAAAUUAAGAUUGCAAGUUUGUGCAGAAAGAACAGUUUAUUCAUAUUUAUUUUGAGCUGGAAUGUAGGACUUUAGUCUAGUUGUGUAAUAGCUCCCAGAAUGUAUGCAUUCACUUUUUGAUUUCAUCCCAUUUAUCCAGGUUCAUGCUUAUUCCAUUUGGUUUAUUGAUACAUGAUGCAUCAUGUUUAUAUAGAGACUGAAGAAACAGCUGUACAAAAAUAUUAUGUUCAUAGUCAAGUCCUGACAGUAUUAAUGUUAUGCAUGUUAUUCGGAAAGUUUAAAAUGUAUGGAAGUUAUUCCUGGAUGUUUGAUUUUCAUUGAUAUUAUAUGUUGAGCAGAGUGUACCACAUUCAAAUGUUUCAGCUGAGUGUAUGACAUUAAAAUAUUUCACUAAAGAA
Molecule: messenger RNA, 8994 nt
Organism: Lytechinus pictus (painted urchin)
Lineage: Eukaryota; Metazoa; Echinodermata; Echinoidea; Temnopleuroida; Toxopneustidae
Product: zinc finger protein 711-like
Exons: 1
Coding region: 9-2777 (922 amino acids)
Source: RefSeq, a predicted model, not a curated record